AUGCCCAGCACAGGGCCUGCCAUUAACCGGGAGUGUCAACCCCGCCGCGUGUGGCUGCCGGCCUGUGAGUGGGAGGACGAGGGCCAGGCGAGCAUGGGGGCCGUGCCCUCCAUGGGCAGCUUUUACCAGCCCGUGAGCGAGUGUGAAGUGGAGGAGGACCUGAAUAUUGGGGCCUGGGCGCAGGGGUCGGCCACCGGCCACCAGGGCAGCGGCGAGUCCUCAGAGGGGCCUGCGAGCACCUUCGACUCAGACGUGCCCCACGUCGUCCCCUGCAAGUUCAUCAUCUCUCUGGCCUUCCCAGUGACCGCGGGUCAUAAAGGAAAGUGUUCAAGUUUGGUUGAAAAAUAUAGGAGACACCCUAAAAUGGACAAACCUAUUGCAAAGGUUCGCCAUUACUACCACAUUGAGUACUUCCUCCUGCCUGAUGAUGGGGAGCCUAAAAAGGUCGAUGUGGUGGUGUUUCCAGCCUUGGCCAAAGUGUUCCUGGAUUCAGGAAUAAAGACCGUCAGGCCAUGGCAAGAAGGGGACAAGGUCUGGGUGUCGUGGACCCAAAGUUUUAACAUCAACAUGACAAAGGAGUUACUAAAGAAAAUAAAUUUUCACAAAAUCACCUUGAGGCUCUGGAACACCAAGGACAAGGUUUCGAAAAAAGCCAAGCAUUAUCGAUUAAAACCUUCCGGGUUUCUGGAAGAUGCAGGAUCUUUUGAGGAGGUGAAACAUUCGGUUUUAAGUCAGAGAAGAUCGUCUGAAAAGGGCAUUCAUGUCAAAGAGAAGCUGCAUCAGGACCGCACACCAGGGAAGCCAGAAAAAGCAAGAAAAUGCUUAAGGUCUGGACAUGAAAAGGCAACUCUUCCCAAGACCACCGAGGACGAUGAAGAGCUGCUCAGGACGGAAGAUCUUGACACAGUACAAUGUGGUACUUCAAGACCAGUUAUUUCUUUGGGAGGGGCAACCACGGCGGAGAUGGAGGAGUUAAUUGAGAGGCCGUCAUUUAGCAGCUUAACAAACUUGUUGGAAAAGCAAACAUUUCAAAUUAAACGGAAACAAUCAGACGCGAGGAGGAAAAGCCAGAGGAGGAGGGAGAAAUCUCACGUGGAGACAGACUCCAGGCUGGCAGGCCACGGGAAGCAGGGCACGUUCGCCAUGCAGCUGGCGGUGAUGCCGCUCCUCGCAGCCACUCCCGCCAAGUGGGCGUGUCUCCGCUACACAGAGCUGGAAACGUAG
Molecule: messenger RNA, 1224 nt
Organism: Lipotes vexillifer (Yangtze River dolphin)
Lineage: Eukaryota; Metazoa; Chordata; Mammalia; Artiodactyla; Lipotidae
Gene: CFAP92
Product: cilia and flagella associated protein 92 (putative)
Exons: 9
Coding region: 1-1224 (407 amino acids)
Source: RefSeq, a predicted model, not a curated record